GUUGAAGUCAUAGCCCUUGAUACGGGGCAUGUCGUCUGGGAGGGCCGUGCUGGGCAUCAGCACCGCAUCCAUGGCCACGAAGGGGGCGUGUUGUUCCGCCAUGCCGUCUGUCAAACACAAGGAAACAAAUCAAAAAGUGGAAAGAGGUGGAGUUUCAGCUUGCUGUCGGACUAAAAGUGGGAGUCUCUCUGGAGGAGGGGAUGUCAGGGAGGGUGUGCAGCAAUAACAGUGUGAUGCAGGCACGGAGGACUGUGGAACAACUACGAGUGGAGGCAAGCAUGGAGAGGAUCAAGAUCUCCACAGCAGCUGCCCAGCUGGUGCAGUACUGUCAGGAGCACAGUCGCAGUGACCCCCUCCUCACCGGCAUCUCUGCCUCCUCCAACCCCUUCAAAGACAAGAAGACCUGUGUCCUGCUGUAGAAAGGCUGCCCCGGGACACCGCUCUCUGGUGCUGCAUUCAACAGUGCUUCAUCAUCAACAGUGAAACGUUUUGAUGCCAGGCUACUUCAUCAUGUCCUACUUCAACAUGUCCUACUUCAACAUGUCAGACAAGACAUUAACGUGUUGGCUAAAGCAUAAACUGACUGGUUGGUACAGUACUGGUCAUGCUGUAACUUCAGCAUGUGGCUUGCAGUCCAGAAUGUCUCAAUAACAAAAGUAGCAAACUGUUCACAUCUUCUUCUUGACAUUACAGAACCACAGGGUAAACAAUGAAUUGAUUGAGUGUAAACAUUUUAUUCAUAACAAAAGAAAUCACACAUCGCAUAUUCACAAAAGCAUAUUUACAAAAUGUGAAUCAUUUAGGUAUUUUUAUGCAGUCAGAGGACUAUCUUGCAGCAGGUGAAGAAGGGUCGCAGAUAAGGAGUUGUCAUGGAGAUUGAUUGUUGCUAAGGACAGACACUGUUGCCUCAGACUAUCAGUGUGUGUAAUAAAAAAAACUUGUAACAAA
This is a messenger RNA of Oncorhynchus mykiss (rainbow trout), 948 nucleotides long. The record is from RefSeq and is a predicted model, not a curated record. Lineage: Eukaryota; Metazoa; Chordata; Actinopteri; Salmoniformes; Salmonidae.